Guillardia theta CCMP2712 is the source of this 1239-nucleotide messenger RNA. RefSeq lists its product as hypothetical. Bases 1 to 1239 code for a protein of 412 amino acids. The record is from RefSeq and is a predicted model, not a curated record. Gene Ontology annotation, molecular function: K63-linked deubiquitinase activity; cysteine-type deubiquitinase activity. Gene Ontology annotation, biological process: protein deubiquitination. The transcript is spliced from 14 exons. NCBI's taxonomy places the organism in Eukaryota, Cryptophyceae, Pyrenomonadales, Geminigeraceae.
AUGACGCGUCUUGUUGUAAAACAGCAUGUCGUGAGUAAGAACAGCAGCAAUGGCAGCAGCACUGGCAGCAGCAGCAACAACAAUAGCAACAACCAUCAUGCAAGCAACCAGAAUAGAUCUAACUCGAGAAACAACUCACCCACCAUCUGGAGGAAUGUGCAUGAGGGAAGCAGGCAGAAUGUAUUCGAGAACUCAACGUUGGGCGCUCCAGGGGAUGACACGACAAGUUUCAUCGCCCCAGCAAGGAGCUAUGGAGAACUCAGUGAAAUGUGUGGCCAUGAGGCAAGAGAGGACGAGAAAGAACUGGCGGGCGUUGUUUCACAUGAAAACUGGAGGGAUACGUCGACCAUCGAGAGGAAGCAGUUUGGACUGGGGCCGUCUCACUCCCCUGCGGCAGCCAAGACGUCUCAUGAGGAUUGCUCAGAGGACGAGUAUAACUCAGCUGAUGAAGCGUGCAAUGACUGUGGGAGGAGAGGAGACAACUUGAGCGAGGAGGAGCUGGAGAAUAUUUUGUGGAAGGAGAAAGGAUUCAAGAUCCGACGGAUGAAGGAAGACGGAAACUGUCUCUUCCGUGCGAUCUCCGACCAGGUGUACGGGGACCCUGAGAUGCACGAAGAGGUUCGGGAACUCUGCAUGGAUUAUCUCGUUGCGGAGAGAGGCCACUUUUCACAGUUUGUGACACAGGAUUUCGAUGAGUAUGUACGAAGGAAGAGGAAUGACAAGGAGUUUGGAAACAAUUUGGAGAUGCAGGCCUUGUCUGAGAUCUACAAUCGUCCGAUUGAGGUUUAUCGUGGAUCGGCGGUACCCAUGAAGAUCUUUCAUGAGGGAUACGGAAGCGGCAGCGCCCCUCUCCGUCUAAGUUACCACCGAGGAAACCAUUAUAACAGUGUCAUCGACCCCAAAGAGCACACCGUUGGCGUUGGCCUCGGCCUUCCUGGUUACGAGACGAGGAAUCCUGUCAACGAGAGGAUAGAGGAAGAGUUCGAGAAGCACGCUGAACUUCCUCUGCAGUUUGCGUUGAGGGAAUCAGAAGCGGAUGAAAUGGAGGCUGCUCUGCUUGAGUCGACCCUCCGUGCGAGCCGGGAGACAUGGGAGGACGCGGAGAUCCAGAAACAACUGGACGAGCUCGGAUUCAUGCAGAGCAGACUUGAAGAAUCGCCGUACUCAAGGGCGGCGGCGGCAGUGGAGGAGCUGCUGCGGGAAGAGAUUCAUAGGAGGAAGACUGUUUCUGUACACUAA